Messenger RNA from Phalaenopsis equestris, 1363 nucleotides. Its product is annotated as FHA domain-containing protein DDL. NCBI's taxonomy places the organism in Eukaryota, Viridiplantae, Streptophyta, Magnoliopsida, Asparagales, Orchidaceae. Bases 146 to 1282 code for a protein of 378 amino acids. The transcript is spliced from 11 exons. The record is from RefSeq and is a predicted model, not a curated record. Gene Ontology annotation, molecular function: mRNA binding; protein binding. Gene Ontology annotation, cellular component: nucleus.
CCUCGGUUCUAUUCUUCAUCCCGCUUUCUCUAGCGUUCGCAGUUCGCUCGGCCCUUCUCAGAUCGACGCAGCCUGCUCGCCGCCCGCUCGCCGGCGUUUCACCUCUUGCUCGUCUGCCACAGCGAGAUUGGUCCUUAUACUAAAAAUGUCCCCUGCUGUGGAGCGCAGAGAGUACCACAAGCAGCAUUCUACUGACAUGUCAGAUUCACUGGUCAGAAGUCGCCAUUCCCCUCACAGAAGAAACUCUCCAAGGAGUGGGAGGGUUCCUUCUGCUGGAGCUAGUUCUCCAAGAGCAAGAUCUCCAAAUAGAAAUAAUUCUUCAAAUAAGAGGAGAUCUCCUGUGAAAGAGAAGCUACCUGAUCGAGUUAGGUCACCAAAACAAACCAAGCAAAGGUCUCCUUCCAGUUCACCCUCCCCUCGCAGUAAAAGGCUAAGAAGAGCUCAAGCCGAUAGGGAGAGCCAACAAUUGGCACAAAGAGAGCAUGGAAUAAACUCUAGCAGGGUAGAACAUGACAAGGGGAGACAUCGAGAACGUGGGGAAGCUAGGGAUGCUCCAAGUGAGAGAAGGUAUGCUCGAGAAAGCCACGAUGACGGACCUUCUAGAUCAUUAAGGCGCGAUUGUGCUGUCUUUACGGAGCUUAACCAUGGUGGAAGACAUGGCUCUCGCUCCCCUUCCAGGGCUUCAAAGGCUGCUGCUCGUGAUGAGGUACCAUUUUCUAGAGAAGCCGACAAAUAUGGAAAAGGUGAUUUUGACUCCGUUUCCAAGAUGAAGGCAACCGAGGAAGUGUUGGAAGCAAAAGAUAAGGCCAAGCAAAAACCAUCUUUUGAGCUUUCUGGGAAGCUUGCUGAGGAAACUAAUAGAGUACGAGGGAUAACUCUACUGUUCAAUGAACCACCUGAUGCUUGCAAGCCUGAUAUAAGAUGGCGAUUAUAUGUUUUCAAGGCUGGUGAAGUUCUUAAUGAGCCUUUAUAUGUGCAUCGUCAAAGUUGUUACCUAUUUGGGCGAGAAAGGAGGGUUGCAGACAUCGCUACAGAUCAUCCUUCUUGUAGCAAACAGCAUGCUGUUCUUCAAUACAGAAGUGUAGACAAAGAGACAGCAGGUGAGUUUUUCUCAAAGCAAAUAAGGCCUUACCUCAUGGAUCUUGGAAGCACUAACGGUACAUUCAUUAAUGAGAAUCGCAUUGAACCACAACGAUAUUAUGAACUUUUUGAAAAAGAUACUAUUAAGUUUGGUAAUAGUAGCCGGGAAUAUGUUAUGCUUCACGAGAACUCGGCAGCCUGAAUGGCUUGUGGGUGCCAUUUGCCAGUUCGCGCUUCGGCAAUUUUUGUUAUAUGGUGUUGGUUCUUAUUUACUCAGCCUCGU